AUGGCAUCCGUCCUUCUUCCCCUCAUCCCCAGAGGAAGACGCUCAACUGGUACCAGCAAAACCAGUGUAGGUCUCAGCCCACCAAAAUCCGCCAGCAGCACCGGAGACCAGUCCAGCAAGUCUAAGGACAGACCCAAAGGAAACGAAGACAACGACGUCGCAGUCUGGCUCAGCAUCUUCUUCGGAAACACAGACGCUGAAGCGCCUGAGCUCGACCAUGCCCGCUUCAACGGCCGUGUCCCCAAGGAAACUUGGGAGCCGAGAACUCAGCCAUACACGAACCAUAUCGAGAAGCUGUUGUUCGAUACUAAAGAAGCGAAUCGUCUCUCUGCGCAGCAGUCAGUGCAUCUGAAGAACCCCGAAGCGAAACUUCCUAUUUUCUUCGCGGCGGGAAAACUGGCUGUCCGGUUUUCUGACGAGAUUUUGUCGAGUCAGAAAGGAGCGUGUCGGAUGUGUCGAAGAAGAGAGGUGAAAUGCUUCGUGUUCCGGCCGCUGAGCGCGACAAAGAACGGGUAUCUGGAUCUGUCGGAUUUCGAGAAGAUGCAUCGUAUCCUGCGGACUAUUGCUUCGCACACGACGCAUUUCAGAAAAAGGGCUGAGGUGGAUUGGGCAAUUGGGAAUUUUGCGAGCGAUAGGCCGUACAUGUGUUGUUUGGCUGUGCCGGUUUGCUCGCUUGAGGAUCACUGCUUUCGAGAGGCUAUGCUGAGUUCGCAGAACUAUAUCAUGGGGGUUAUGGAGGGAUCGAUCAAGCCCCGGCCACUGAAGGAGGAUAUCAAGCGUGCUAAGCGCAAGAUGACCAAUACAUCUGUGGGACGGUCCUUCAGCAGCACCCCAGGAGCCAUGAGCCCUACCGGUUGGAUGAGCCCCGGCUGGAUGAGUCCCACCAGCCCCGAAUCAUCAUUUGGUGCGUACACCACACCACCAUCCUCCUUCAGCCAGCUCAAUGACCCAGCCCAAAAACAACCCAAACUCUGCACAAUCGGCACCACAGUCUUCAUCGGAAGACCCGACCUCCAAGUCCGCCUGCCCCCACAACCCGGCCAACUAACCUGCCUCGUCCUCUCCUCAACCUGGCCCCAAACCCUCCUCCCCACGCAAUCCAAAAACGAAGCCGACGAAGCCUUCGACUACUGCCGCAUCGCCGGCUACCACGAGCGCCACAUCCUGGAAACAGCAGACUACCGCUGCGCAAUCUGCUCCGACGCCGUGCCCGCACGAAGCCUAGUCCAUCGGCCCAUCGCGUAUAUUCGAACGGGCAGGAAGGAGCUACAGGAUAAACAGCUGCGGUAUGCGCUGAUGAGGUUUGCGCCGUAUGUCGAGGGAAGGUGGAAUUGUCCGGACACGAUUGAUUUCUUUGGGGGGUAUAGCGAUGCGCAGGUUUUUGAUCUUGUGGUGCCGGUUUGUCGGAGUAAGUCAAUUUGUGAGGAGGUUGCGAGGACUGCGGCAAGGGAGUUUGUGAAGUUGUUCAUACCGCGGGAUAUGAAGUUGGUGUUUCCUGGUUUGAGUCCUGAUACGGAUCUUGCCACGAUAGAAUUCGGUGAUGAUCUCGCCUAUGAGGGUAACCCUGAACUCCUGGUCAAGAAGAUUGGGCCUCACGCCCUCAUCUCGGAAACAGGAGAUCGUGGCGAAGACCCCAUGGACUGCGCGUUAACCGUCACUAAACUCCGCCGCUGGUACGAACUAUGCUUUAAAGAAGAAGUCGCCAAACGGGAAUACCUCAAACAAAUCGGAUACAAGCGGACCGGCGACAUUAGUGGCUCAGAUAGUGACAGCGACGACGAAAGUGUAAUUGAUGAUUCCGUGAUCUGGGUUUACGAGCGUGAGAGCCGUAAUGAUGGUGCCGAGUCUCAUAGCAGUAGCUCAAAGACCGCCAGGCCGGAGAAUCAAUUGAGUCGGGAGACGGCGAUCCAGAGAUUAGAGAAUCAGAUGCUCUUCGCUCCUGCGCUGAAUCUUGACUUCUUGCUGUUAUGCGAGGCUGUCGGCAACUCGUGGGGUUUGCGGGAUGAGGAUAGGGAGUCGGAGGGCAGCAGUUCUACCAUACGGACUGAAUGGAUUGAAUAA
This is a messenger RNA of Aspergillus chevalieri, 2061 nucleotides long. RefSeq lists its product as uncharacterized. The transcript has a single exon. The coding region runs from base 1 to 2061 and encodes 686 amino acids. NCBI's taxonomy places the organism in Eukaryota, Fungi, Ascomycota, Eurotiomycetes, Eurotiales, Aspergillaceae. The record is from RefSeq and is a predicted model, not a curated record.